Messenger RNA from Penicilliopsis zonata CBS 506.65, 462 nucleotides. RefSeq lists its product as hypothetical. The record is from RefSeq and is a predicted model, not a curated record. The coding region runs from base 1 to 462 and encodes 153 amino acids. The transcript has 4 exons. Lineage: Eukaryota; Fungi; Ascomycota; Eurotiomycetes; Eurotiales; Aspergillaceae.
AUGGACUAUUAUUAUGUGCCGCCUGGUGGUGGUCUCCCAAUAUAUUAUUUGUACGGAGUCUGUCUCCCAACCUGGCUGGUCAAGUCACGGAGCCCGUUGGCUGACGCCCAGUGUCGCCCUCAGUAUCGCCGACAACAAUCCUUAGCCUCUUGUUCGCAGCCCGUGCCGCUGCCUAGUUGGAAAUCUCUUGACGGGUUGGCCAGUCUGGGCCAGUCCAUGGCAACACCCCGCUAUGACGAGGUCUACCCCUCCUUCCUACAGUCGUUGGGCAGUAUCCGGAGAUUAUCUCCCGGCUCGGACCGGAUCGAAGAGGGAGAAAAUAAGACGGAGUGCAGGGGACGGACGGGGGCCUCCAGGGAACCGAAUUCGUGCGCAAGCUACGCUAGGCGCGUGCCUGCCAAAUCCGGAUAUGGCAAAUUACUGCCACCCACCGGAGUCUUCGUCGCGGCAGCUAUUCAGUGA